AUGCUAAAUACUAAGUAUUUCGUUCGCCUGGCGUCGGCCACUUCGAGUAAGCUUGCGGGCUCUCGUGAACUACACAAACUACUAGGAAUGUGCACUGACACUGUAUUGUCCGACCAUGAGCGGCCCUUCGAGGGUAACCUCAUCUGGUCACGUCAUGGUUACGAUAUGCAACACGAAAAGGUUGACUUCACGCUGGCUCCAGAGCACUUCGUUGUUCGAGAAAUACCACUGGAAAGCAACGGCACACCGAUCGAGCUGGAAAAAAAUCUUUGCGAGUAUAUUUUACCACAUAGUUUGGGACAUGAAGUUAACUCGGCGCCCUAUGUGCGACUAACUUUACACAAGACGAAGAUUGAAACGGAUACUUGUAUUAGAAUCAUGUCAGAAGUCGCCAAAUGCGAUCCAGCAGUGAUCACCUAUGCUGGUCGCAAGGACAAAGGCGCUGACACUAUGCAGUAUAUAACACUACCACAAGUUCACUUUCAGAAUUUGUUUUUCGCAUCAAGACGAGGAGAAGCUCUUCCGUUUGAACUAGGAGAUCCAGUGGGAGUACGAGCGCCUCUCACAUGGGGAGCGUUAGAAGGCAAUCACUUCAAGUUGACAUUUGUAGGACAGCCGAGGAUUGUCGGCAACUCUAAACACGAUGAGGUUCUCACCAAGAUCAGAGACUCGGGUUUCGUCAAUUUUUUUGGUUUGCAACGCUUUGGUGCUCCUCGUUUUAACUCUCCUGUAGUCGGUCGCUACUUGGAAAACGGGGAGCCGCUUGAAGCUGUUGUUGCGAUGCUUAUCGGCCUCUGCCCUAAAGGCCGUGAAUGGACUGCACUUAAGCUCACCAACGGUGCCAUUCGUAGUGUUUAUGAAUCUCUGAGUAGUGGUUAUGAAGGUCACGAAAUGCGACUGCUUCUCGCGAGAGCUGCAAAGCAAGAGGACGUCGACUGGCAAAGGGCGAUCAGCCCUCGGCAAUGGUCAACUUACGUUCACGCUUGGCACAGCCUUCUGUGGAACUACAUGGUCCAGUUCAGAGUGAAUGAGUUCGGCACCAACCCUAUCGAGGGAGAUAUGGUUAUCAACGGUCCUGGUGGAUCUGUCCAUCACUUUCCCCCCUACAUUUGGGAUGGACAGAAGCAGAGCUCAGUCGCUUGUCAUGUGUGUCUCCCACUGCCGGUGAACAGUUGCUUGAAACCUGAGAAUAAGACCGGCGAGUUUCUUGAUAAACUCAUGAGGGAAUUCAACAUUUCCUCUUCUAACGGUAAAGGCAACUCAGCAAAAGAGGCUAGGGAGGUUCUUGUUCGACCCACUGGCUUGAAAUGGACAAGGCCGCAGAAAGACGCUCUCGAAGUCAGCUUUUCCCUACCACCUGGGUGCUUCGCCACAGCUCUCGUACGUGAAUGGUUGGGCCAUAAUUUCUAUCAGCCAUCCGUGGGGCAUGACGGUCUACUACUGCCUAGUGAAUGCGAAGAGGAGCUGAGACGUAUAUGGAGAAAGAUAGCAUAUAUCACUGAUGAGAUCGUAUGA
This is a messenger RNA of Perkinsus marinus ATCC 50983, 1515 nucleotides long. RefSeq names its product tRNA pseudouridine synthase D, putative. NCBI's taxonomy places the organism in Eukaryota, Perkinsozoa, Perkinsida, Perkinsidae. Gene Ontology annotation, biological process: pseudouridine synthesis. Gene Ontology annotation, cellular component: nucleus. The record is from RefSeq and is a predicted model, not a curated record. The coding region runs from base 1 to 1515 and encodes 504 amino acids. The transcript has a single exon. Gene Ontology annotation, molecular function: pseudouridine synthase activity; RNA binding.